This is a messenger RNA of Salarias fasciatus (jewelled blenny), 2084 nucleotides long. Its product is annotated as endoplasmic reticulum-Golgi intermediate compartment protein 2-like. The transcript has 13 exons. The record is from RefSeq and is a predicted model, not a curated record. Gene Ontology annotation, biological process: retrograde vesicle-mediated transport, Golgi to endoplasmic reticulum; endoplasmic reticulum to Golgi vesicle-mediated transport. Gene Ontology annotation, cellular component: COPII-coated ER to Golgi transport vesicle; membrane; endoplasmic reticulum. The coding region runs from base 277 to 1401 and encodes 374 amino acids. NCBI's taxonomy places the organism in Eukaryota, Metazoa, Chordata, Actinopteri, Blenniiformes, Blenniidae.
GUUUUUGUGUGGAUGUCGGCAGAAGCAUUUAAACCGUGUUUAAAAAGGAAUAUCUUAAUUGAUAUUAACAGUCAGACCGGCUCUCCCCAGCUGUGCUUUAGCUGGGUGCUAAGCUAACAAGCUAACAGUAGAGUGAACGUGAGCUCGUGAGACGUCCAACGUCAGCGGAACGAUACGUCACGCGCACAGCCGCCGCCGCAGCUGCCUGCUCGCUGUCAGGAGACACUCGGUGGAUGAGGGAGACCCCCGGGUUCGCCCUCCGCCGCGGCUCCCAGAAUGAGGAGGCUGACCAGGAAGAAGGCUCUGACUCUGGUCAAAGAGUUGGACGCUUUCCCGAAAGUUCCCGAGAGCUACGUGGAGGCUUCAGCCACCGGAGGGACAGUCUCUCUCAUUGCCUUCACUCUCAUGGCUGCGCUCGCCUUCCUGGAGUUCUUUGUGUACAGAAAUACGUGGAUGAGGUAUGAAUACGAGGUGGAUAAAGACUUCAGCAGUAAACUGAAGAUAAAUGUGGAUAUUACAGUAGCCAUGAGGUGUCAAUAUAUAGGAGCAGAUGUCUUGGAUCUUGCAGAGACGAUGGUUGCUUCUGAUGGCUUAAAAUAUGAAGCAGUCAACUUUGAGCUCUCUCCGCAGCAAAGGCUAUGGCACAUGACGCUGCAGCACAUCCAGGACCGCCUGAGAGUGGAGCACUCCCUGCAGGACGUGCUUUUCAAAGCUGCACUCAAAGGAUCUCCCCCUGCUCAGAGUCCAAGUGAGGACAGCUCCUCUUCGCUCACUGCCUGUAGGAUCCACGGGCAUCUGUAUGUCAACAAGGUGGCAGGAAACUUCCACAUCACCGUUGGCAAGUCCAUCCCACACCCCCGAGGCCACGCCCACCUGGCCGCACUCGUUAGCCAUGACUCGUAUAACUUCUCCCAUCGGAUCGACCACCUCUCUUUCGGAGAAGCCAUCCCUGGGAUCAUCAGCACGCUGGACGGCACAGAGAAAAUCUCCACCGAGUCGAACCACAUGUUUCAGUACUUCAUCACCAUCGUGCCCACCAAGCUCAACACCUACAAAGUGUCGGCAGACACACACCAGUACUCAGUCACUGAACGGGAGCGAGUGAUCAACCACGCGGCGGGCAGCCACGGCGUCUCAGGGAUCUUCAUGAAGUACGAUAUCAGCUCACUGAUGGUGAAAGUCACCGAGCAGCACAUGCCGCUCUGGCAGUUCCUGGUUCGACUCUGUGGAAUCAUCGGAGGCAUUUUCUCCACCACAGGGAUGCUCCACGGGAUGGUCGGCUUCCUGGUUGAUGUCGUCUGCUGCCGUUUUCAGAUCGGAAUCUACAGCCAUCCCGAAAAGGCUCCUCUGGCGGCGCCAGACCAGCAGGAACCGCUGCUUCCAGCAGAUCAGCCCCAAUAAGAAGACACCAGCAGCUGCUCACAGUCGAAGGCCUCAGACAGAAACAACAGUGAGAAGCUGGGAAAUUGUUUACAAGCUUUUUUUUUUAAAAAAAGAAAAUGUGUCCCGACUCAUUUAAAAUGUAUUUUAUUGUUUUUUUUUGGUUUUUUUUUACAUUUUUACUGGGUGGGUGUGAGAUUCUUGUGUAACUGGAACGGAUUGUAAUCAAUACCUUCACUAAUUACAUGUCACAGUCGGUGGAAGGAUGAAAUAUUUACUCCAUUACUGUUCAUCAGACUAUUGAAUAUGAAGGCCUGUCACUCUUCCACUAAAGUCUCUUUCAUUUUGACAAAUUAAAUCUGGGCGUCAGUGUAGAGCGUGUUUAAUUUACUGAUCGACAACAUAACUGCAGAGUUGUUUUUUUUUUUCUCCUUCCCUGGAUUCUGCGGUGAAUUUUGAUGAGCUCCUGAAAACUCCUCUCACCCACGACAACGUCCGAUAAUCUUCGAGGCCUUUUAAAGAUGAAUCAUGCGCAGUGACUGGAAAGGCUGGUCGCCGUGUGUUCUGCGUUCCAGUGUGUGAGGCAGACGUGCGUUAAUUAAAAUCUACUUUCAACCUGACAAUGAUUCAUUGUCAAUAUCAGGCUUUGUUUUAAACACGCUGGUUCUUUCUGACGUUCAAGCUGCAGCGAUUGAUAAUCCUGC